Microthlaspi erraticum is the source of this 2841-nucleotide messenger RNA. The record is from the annotation of a GenBank genome assembly. NCBI's taxonomy places the organism in Eukaryota, Viridiplantae, Streptophyta, Magnoliopsida, Brassicales, Brassicaceae.
AUGGAUUUCAAUGAAACUCAACACCAAGAUAGCCAGAUGAGUUAUUGUUCUAAUGCCGUUGGAAGAAGGGUAUUGGCUUCGCUCGGCCUUCUCCAGGACCGAUCCGGCCGCACGACCGCACCGUCCGACCCGGGAGGCAAUGGACCACGAUCGACCGAGAUCAUCACAUCACGGCCGACCAGACCGUGCGACCCGGGAAGCAAAGAGAUUUCUUUGCUAAACUUCUUCUAUCAAGGAGUUGAUGAGAAAUUCAAGAUGGCACUCAACAUCGCAAGUCAAGGGGACUUCAUGACUAAUACAGUUGCUCAAGCCAAUACUCUCAUUGAUAACUUGGCUGCAAGCAACAAAUAUUCUUGCUUGGAUUAUGAGAAAAACGUGGAGGACAUCAAGCCAAGUUCAGACUUUUCAGAAAUCCUUGAGCUGAAAUCAAUGGUUGCUCAAUUUCUCAAGAACCAGCAAAGGGAUGCAUACCAAUGUGAGAACAUGGGAGCUUCUCAUGGUAAGGAUAAAGAGGAGUGUAAUGGUGAUAACACUCACAAGCAGCAAGGAGAAGUCAACUACAUUGAUGCUAGAGAGGAAAGACUCGAAGCUAUGAUGCAACAGCUAAUGGAAAAUCAACAACAUAUGAUGGAAAGACAAGAGCAAAACGCCCAAGAGAUUGAAAACCUUGAGUUCAAAAUGGCGAACGACUAUGGUCAUCUCAACAGAAAAGAUGAUGAGAUAUUUGCAAAGCUCUUUGAUCUAACCAAUCAUGUGAAGAUGCUUGAGGUACAAGUUGCUCAAACUGCAGAAGGUAUGAAGAGGCAAGAGGGUUUUCUUCCAAGUAAGACUGAGUUAAAUCCAAGAGUUUGCAAAGUUAUCACAACUCAGAACAAGGACGUGGUCUCACCAGCCCCUAGAGAUCAUUCAACCCUCAAAAACCCAUUGGAAUGGCCUGAAGAUGAUGAGCCAAUCUACAAGGGACCUCAUCAAAGAAAGCUGCAUAAGAUGGAAGAUCCAGGGCAAUUUGUUUUCCCAUGCACAAUCAAUGGUAUGGAUUUUAUUGAUUCCCUCUGCGAUACAGGAGCUAAUGUGAAUGUUAUGUCUAAGCUUAUAGCAGAUGAGCUUGGAAUAGUUGACAUUAAAGACUCUCAAACAUCACUGAAGUUUGGAAACGCCUCUACUAUUACCCCAUAUGGCUUUGCUCAAGAUAUAUUGGUACAAGUGGGAGGUUGUCUUGUUCCUACAGAUUUUCAUAUUCUAGAGAUGAAUGAGGAACCCCUAACGCCAUUGGUUUUUGGUAGUUCCUUCCUUGCAACAGUUGGAGCUAAUGUGGACUAUCCAAACCAAAGAGUUUCUUUCUCUAGAGUAAAGAAAAGAGUCUUUUAUCCAGCAGUCCCUACCAAGAGCUCUUAUUGUAUAACCAUUAGGAAUGGCAGCAGAUUGAGUUUAGACCAUGGAGAAGAGAAGGAGAAGCCUCAAAACGUUUCCAAGCAAGCUCUUUACAUAAGAUCUUAUGAAGUUAUCAAAUCAGUGAACUCUGAUCAUGAAAGUUGCUUAAGAGACAAGGUUUCGACUGUGAUGCCUAAAGAGUGUGAUGCAGAUAGUUCUAAGGAAGUUUUCCACCUUGAGAGACGUCCUAGAGCACCUCCAAAACCAGCACCAUCCGACACUCCUUGGUUUAGAUACAUUGCCAACUAUCUUGCUGCUGAUCAUCCACCACCCCAAUUCUUUGGCUACAAGAAGAAGAAAUUCUUACGUGAUGUUAGAAGGUACUUUUGGGACGAACCUUAUCUUUAUAAACAUUGUUCUGAUGGUAUGUUUAGAAGAUGUAUUCCAGAAGAAGAAGUCCCAGGAGUUCUCUUUGCUUGUCAUGGAUCUGACUAUGCAGGACAUUUUGCUACUAACAAGACUGUUGCUAAGAUCUUGCAAGCUGGUUUUUGGUGGCCCACCAUGUUUAAGGACGCCCAUGACUUCAUCUCUAAGUGUGAUGCUUGCCAGAGACAAGGAAACAUCAGCAAAAGGAAUGAGAUGCCACAAAACUUCAUCCAAGAAGUGGAAGUUUUUGAUGUUUGGGGAAUAGACUUCAUGGGUCCUUUUCCUUCUUCUUAUGGGAACAAGUACAUCCUUGUUGCUGUUGACUAUGUGUCUAAGUGGGUAGAAGCCAUAGCCAGCCCUACAAACGACUCCAAGGUGGUGAUAAAGUUAUUCAAGUCGAUCAUCUUUCCAAGAUUUGGUAUCCCAAGAGUUGUGAUUAGUGAUGGAGGAUCUCAUUUCAUCAACAAGGUCUUUGAAAGUCUACUGAAGAAAAAUGGAGUGAGACACAAGGUUGCUACUCCUUAUCACCCUCAGACAAGUGGGCAAAACUGCAUUCAAAACCCCACUUGGAACAACUCCUUUUCACCUUGUCUAUGGAAAGCUUGCCAUCUUCCUGUUGAGAUUGAGUAUAAGGCGGAAUGGGCAGUAAAGAAGCUAAACUACGACAUCAAGACAGCAAAGGAGAGGCGCUUGAUUCAGUUGAAUGAGUUGGAUGAAAUUCGUCAUAAUGCCUAUGAGAAUUCUAGGAUCUACAAGGAAAGAACAAAAGCAUAUCAUGACAAGAAGAUAGUCCCCAAGACGUUCUCUCCCAAUGACCAGGUUCUCCUUUUCAACUCACGCCUGAAACUCUUUCCCGGUAAGCUUAGAUCGCGAUGGUCCGGACCUUUUAAGAUAAAAGAAGUGAAACCAUAUGGCGCUGUUGUACUAUGGAACCGUUCUGGAGGUGAUUUCACUGUUAAUGGACAAAGACUCAAGCCAUAUCUCGCAGACAUUGAUGAGGAUGAGAGAGAAACAGUUCCUUUAGUCGAUGCCCCACUCGCCUAA